AUGCCUCUAGACGGGGUGAAGAAUAUUGUACUGGUCCUCUCCGGCAAGGGAGGCGUGGGUAAAUCCUCCGUAACCCUCCAACUUGCACUGGCGCUCUCCCUCCAAGGCAAAUCCGUCGGCAUUCUCGACAUCGACCUGACAGGACCCUCAAUCCCACGACUAGUCGGUCUCGAAGGAGAAAAGAUCACACAAUCUCCAGCUGGGUGGCUUCCCGUCUCCGUUCACGAUGCUACCAUCCCACAACCUACAGCAGAAGGCGCAUCAUCUUCAACACCCUCACCCUCGCCCCGCGGUUCGCUCCGCUGCAUGUCCCUCGGCUUUCUCCUCCGCGAUCGGGGCGACGCUGUCAUCUGGCGCGGACCCAAGAAGACAGCCAUGAUCCGCCAGUUUCUCUCGGAUGUGGCAUGGGGCUCAACGGAUUACCUACUCAUCGAUACGCCGCCCGGUACCAGUGACGAGCAUAUCGCGCUAGCGGAACAACUCCUCACCCUCUCGACGGCGGACGCGAACCUCGCAGCGCAGAAUAAUAUUCCCCGGUUAACGGGUGCGGUGCUCGUGACGACUCCACAGGCCGUUGCGACGUCGGAUGUGCGCAAGGAAGCGAACUUCUGCGUUAAGACGAGUAUACCUGUGUUGGGAGUGAUUGAAAAUAUGUCCGGGUAUGCGUGUCCUUGCUGUGGAGAGGUGAGCAAUCUCUUCUCCAGCGGCGGUGGCGAGGUUAUGGCGCAGCAAUUGGGCAUCCCGUUCCUGGGUAAAGUGCCGGUGGAUGUUAAAUUUGGUGAGCUUGUUGAAGGGAAGAUGGAAACUGCUAGUGAUGAUGAGGAUGAAGAUGAAGACUCGGCGCAAGAAGUGCAGCCUCCUGCUGAGCCGGAUCUUCGCCCUCUUGUCGAGCAAUAUAAAGAUGGAUGGUCUUAUCCGCGGUUCGAAGAAUUCGCGAAGACUAUUGUUGGAUGUGCGCAGGGGACGAAUGGGGCGGUGGCUUAA
Molecule: messenger RNA, 984 nt
Organism: Penicillium cosmopolitanum
Lineage: Eukaryota; Fungi; Ascomycota; Eurotiomycetes; Eurotiales; Aspergillaceae
Product: Mrp/NBP35 family ATP-binding protein
Exons: 2
Coding region: 1-984 (327 amino acids)
Biological process (GO): iron-sulfur cluster assembly
Cellular component (GO): cytosol
Molecular function (GO): ATP binding; 4 iron, 4 sulfur cluster binding; ATP-dependent FeS chaperone activity
Source: RefSeq, a predicted model, not a curated record